AUGUCAGACUUCUCAUCCGUCAUCAACGCUGUUCCGCCGGUGACGAGGACCCUGCUCAUCUCCACCGCGGCAGUCACUUUCCCUUGCCUCCUGGGUAUCGUUUCUCCAGCAUCGGUUGCUCUGAUAUGGCCAAGAAUUGUUCGUCGGUAUGAGGUAUGGCGACCGCUCACAUCGUUCUUCUUCGGAGGAUCGGGGUUCCCGCUGUUGUAUGACUUUUUCUUGAUCUAUCGAAACUCGUCGGCUAUGGAAAAGGAUGUGUAUCUUAACAACACUGCCGAAUACGCGUGGCUACACUUGAUGCUGGGCCUGUUCAUCCUGACCUUCAACAGCAUGAUUGGCCUCCCAUUCCUUUUUCGACCUCUUCUUCAUGCUCAAACAUAUAUAUGGUGUCGUGCCAAUCCUACGCUGAAGGUGUCGAUAUUCGGCCUGCUGACGAUACCAACUAGUCUCUACCCGCCUGCUCUCAUUUUGCUCGAUCUUUUGACCGGUGGCCCUAUGAAGGCUAUGGGAGGGAUUCUGGGUCUUCUCUCCGGUCAUCUCUGGUGGUUCAUUUCGACAUAUCUUCCCUUACAUGCGCCAACACAUUUGCGACGUCCAAAUCCUCUUGCUCCCCCACUUCGUUUCAGACAACUCUUCCGUAGAAACACCCCUGAUCGAUCAGCAGGCUUCGGAGCGUAUAGACCCGAGUCUCGUACAACGGCUGCUGCAGCCAAUGACCCUGCGGCUGCUGUACGUCAUCGAUGGGGUGGUGGCCAGCGUCUUGGAGGAUCGAGCUUGUAA
This is a messenger RNA of Kwoniella botswanensis, 780 nucleotides long. RefSeq lists its product as uncharacterized. Gene Ontology annotation, cellular component: endoplasmic reticulum membrane; Hrd1p ubiquitin ligase ERAD-L complex. Lineage: Eukaryota; Fungi; Basidiomycota; Tremellomycetes; Tremellales; Cryptococcaceae. The transcript has 9 exons. Gene Ontology annotation, biological process: endoplasmic reticulum unfolded protein response. Gene Ontology annotation, molecular function: misfolded protein binding; ubiquitin-specific protease binding. Bases 1 to 780 code for a protein of 259 amino acids. The record is from RefSeq and is a predicted model, not a curated record.